CGGGUCGUCUUCAAUUGCAGAGAAAAUAAACAUCAAUGGCUGCUCCAAGUGUACAGGAAGUUCUACCACCAUCUCUGGAUUCUACUUCCCAACCCCCGUCUCUCUUUGAUGGAACUACCAGGUUGUAUAUCAGUUAUCAAUGCCCCUAUGCUCAACGUGUGUGGAUUACCAGGAAUGUUAAGGGCUUGCAAGACAAGAUCAACUUAGUUCCAAUUGAUCUUCAGAACAGGCCUGAUUGGUACAAGGAAAAAGUUUACCCCUCAAAUAAGGUGCCAUCCCUGGAGCACAACAACAAAGUGAUAGGAGAGAGUUUGGAUCUGGUUAAAUAUAUUGAUAGCAACUUUGAAGGACCAUCACUUUUACCGGAUGAUCCUGAAAAGCAGAAAUUUGCUGAAGAAUUGAUAGCUUAUAGUGAUACAUUCGUCCCAGAAAUAUAUAGAUCGUUCAUGAGAGAUGCACAGACACUGGCUGGUGCACAAUUCGAUUUCCUAGAAAAAGCUCUCGGCAAAUUUGACGAUGGACCUUUCUUCCUCGGUCAAUUCAGUCAGGUUGACAUAGCAUAUGUUCCAUUUAUCGAAAGGUUUCAAAUUUUCAUGCCAGCGGGGUUUAACUAUGACAUUACAUCCGGGAGGCCUAAACUAGCCAAAUGGAUUGAGGAAAUGGACAAGCUUGACGGAUACAAGCAAACAAAGGUCUUGGAACCGGAGAAACUGGUUGAAUACUACAAGAACCUCUUUCUGAAGGCUUGAAACUUCAAAAAUGCAUUGAUCAAUCACUGGUGAAAGUUACAUGGGAUAGUUCUUUGGUAUCAAAUAUGUUGUGGAAUUCUAUAAUGUUAUGCAUCGGUAAUAAAUUGCCUCUAUGUUUUUCUUCAUCUGUAGUGUUUGGUAUUUGUAUUUUCCUGUUAGAGAGUCUUGUAUUAUCAUUAGAUGUAACUUUCAUGUAUCUGUAAUUUCACGAAUGAUCAUUCAACUUUUAUUUUUCGAUUUUA
Messenger RNA from Solanum verrucosum, 991 nucleotides. Its product is annotated as protein IN2-1 homolog B-like. The record is from RefSeq and is a predicted model, not a curated record. Lineage: Eukaryota; Viridiplantae; Streptophyta; Magnoliopsida; Solanales; Solanaceae. Bases 36 to 749 code for a protein of 237 amino acids. The transcript is spliced from 10 exons. Gene Ontology annotation, molecular function: glutathione transferase activity.